Acanthosepion pharaonis is the source of this 1314-nucleotide messenger RNA. NCBI's taxonomy places the organism in Eukaryota, Metazoa, Mollusca, Cephalopoda, Sepiida, Sepiidae. The record is from the annotation of a GenBank genome assembly.
AUGUCAAAGGAGCUUAAUCAGUCUGUUAUGUCAGGCAGUUAUCUACCUCUAACACCAAUCUUUCUCAAUCCUUUUUCAAUCCUUCUUUUUCCAUCUUUCUUUAUCAAUCCUUCUUUAUCAAUCCUUCCUUCUUUCUCAAUCCUUCUUUAUCAAUCCUUCUUUUUCCAUCCUUUUUAUCAAUCCUUCCUUCUUUCUCAAUCCUUCUUUAUCAAUCCUUCUUUUUCCAUCCUUUUUAUCAAUCCUUCCUUCUUUCUCAAUCCUUCUUUAUCAAUGCUUCUUUUUCAAUCCCGCUUUCUGAAUCCUUCUUUCUCAAUCCUUCUUUUUCAAUCCUUCUUAAUCAAUCCUUCCUUCUUUCUCAAUCCUUCUUCGUCAAUCCAUCUUUAUCAAUCCUUCUUUCUCAAUCCUUCCUUCUUUCUCAAUCCUUCUUCGUCAAUCCAUCUUUAUCAAUCCUUCUUUCUCAAUCCUUCCUUCUUUCUCAAUCCUUCUUUUUCAAUCCUUCUUUAUCAAUCCUUCUUUCUCAAUCCUUCCUUCUUUCUCAAUCCUUCUUUAUCAAUCCUUCUUUAUCAAUCCUUCCUUCUUUCUCAAUCCUUCUUUAUCAAUCCUUCUUUUUCCAUCCUUUUUAUCAAUCCUUCCUUCUUUCUCAAUCCUUCUUUAUCAAUGCUUCUUUUUCAAUCCCGCUUUCUGAAUCCUUCUUUCUCAAUCCUUCUUUUUCAAUCCUUCUUAAUCAAUCCUUCCUUCUUUCUCAAUCCUUCUUCGUCAAUCCAUCUUUAUCAAUCCUUCUUUCUCAAUCCUUCCUUCUUUCUCAAUCCUUCUUUAUCAAUCCUUCUUUUUCAAUCCUUCUUAAUCAAUCCUUCCUUCUUUCUCAAUCCUUCUUUGUCAAUCCAUCUUUAUCAAUCAUUCUUUCUCAAUCCUUCCUUCUUUCUCAAUCCUUCUUUUUCCAUCUUUCUUUAUCAAUCCUUCUUUAUCAAUCCUUCCUUCUUUCUCAAUCCUUCUUUAUCAAUGCUUCUUUUUCAAUCCCGCUUUCUGAAUCCUUCUUUCUCAAUCCUUCUUUUUCAAUCCUUCUUAAUCAAUCCUUCCUUCUUUCUCAAUCCUUCUUCGUCAAUCCAUCUUUAUCAAUCCUUCUUUCUCAAUCCUUCCUUCUUUCUCAAUCCUUCUUUUUCAAUCCUUCUUAAUCAAUCCUUCCUUCUUUCUCAAUCCAUCUUUAUCAAUCCUUCUUUCUCAAUCCUUCCUUCUUUCUCAAUCCUUCCUUCUUUCUCAAUCCUUCUUUAUCAAUCCCUCUUUCUCAAUCCUUCUUUAUCAACCCUUCUUUUUUAA